Anopheles funestus (African malaria mosquito) is the source of this 441-nucleotide messenger RNA. RefSeq lists its product as uncharacterized. Lineage: Eukaryota; Metazoa; Arthropoda; Insecta; Diptera; Culicidae. The transcript has a single exon. The record is from RefSeq and is a predicted model, not a curated record. Bases 88 to 351 code for a protein of 87 amino acids.
CACAACCAGCAUCAGUGUUCGGUUCGAGUGAUCGCUAAAGUAACAAAGCUUUGCCGUUAAGCCCUACAGAAGUUAAAGUGAUCCAGAAUGAAAUUCACCAUUGCCUUCGUGUUGUUUGCGCUGGUGUGUGCUGUGUACGCCCAAACCGAUGCCGCCAAGGAUGCGGCAAAGGAUGCGACCGACAAGGUGAAGGAUAAGGUUGCCCUUCCCGAUGCACCGAAGCUGGACAAGGAUGCUGUCACCACACCGGACCCGAAGGAUGCCACCAAAAAGGUGGAAGAGGCGGCUGGCAAGGCCAAAGAUCAGGCCGCUGAAGUGGGCAAAAAGAUCACGGACGCAUUCAAGCUGUAAAACGGUUCCGCGCUCGAUGAAAACCUCCCAAAUAUACAUUUCUUACACAUAACACAAGAAAGUCCAAUAAAUGUAGCACUUGGAAUCAAA